CCUCUGAUUGCUCAGUUACUUGCCGGACGGCUGAAGCUGAACCUCGAGCUGCUCACAAAAGGUAUAUAGUUCUAUUUUGGCUUACCGGUGACAGAGACCUCAGCGGUUAAAUCAGAGGCUUAAUGGAUGACGGUCGUUCGUUGUUUCUGGCGGAUGCCUCCUCGCUAUUUCAGUCGAAUCACCACAACCUUAUAACUACCCAUUCAUACUUCUUACGUACCUUAGAUACUCUAAUACCAUAUAAUCUUCGCAAGCUCCAGACUGACCACUCCGAUCAAAAAUCCGACUCAACAACAAUGAGACUAAUGGCAGUUUCCCUAUCGCUCAUCAGCAUCCUCUCUUCCCUUGUCGCCCCAACCGCAGCUCAGUUCCUCUGCACCCCGGGUAUCGCGACUCCGGUCAGCAGCGGCGCCGGCGGAAAUCCCGACCUCUACUCGCAAAUCGCCGAGACGGGCUGCAAGGUCGCCGGGACAUGCAAGCAUAAACGUGACGAUUCGCUCCCGCCGCAGUCCACCAAAACCCACCACCAUUCGGGACGACCACCACCACCACCACUGCCAGCACCAUCACAACGCCUUGGAGGACAACAGCAGCCUGAGAUCCGAGUCUCUCCCCGCCAGGGUGUCUCGGUCAGCUGUCCCAGCGCCGGCUUCGACUGCUACUAUGCCAUCGAAAUGGGCGGGCUCUUCUGCCUGAGCAUGAACGGCGAUCUCGUCACCGAGGAUGGCCUGUGCGGAAACCUGCUGACGGGGAUGCAGUACGCUUGCGGUGGACAGCAGCAGCAGCAGGCAGGAGGAGGAGGUGGUGGGUCGGGGGGGGAGUCUGCUGGUUCUUCUGGUACUGCUGCUGGUUCCGGUGGCGGCACGGGUGAUGCAGGAUCCGGCGGGGCGGCGGGUUCGGGGUUGGGGGGUAGCAGGGGGAGGCCGAAUCAAGGGAGCAGAAUGGGGUUGGAACGCAGGUUCCAGUUCUGGGUCAUAGCUGUGCUGGUGAUGACACUUUUGGUUCUCUAAGGGGGUGGAGUGGCAGACGAUUAAAGAGGCAAUCUACAACUGCUUGGGAUAGCCGUACUAUGCGUUAAGGGGUCUUGUUUCUUUCUGUUCACAUGUUGCUCAGAUAUUCAACGCAUUGCGCCAAGAAUGAUAAAUGCCCCUAUCCCAUUAGAAUGAAAGCGGACGACACC
Molecule: messenger RNA, 1180 nt
Organism: Parathielavia appendiculata
Lineage: Eukaryota; Fungi; Ascomycota; Sordariomycetes; Sordariales; Chaetomiaceae
Exons: 1
Coding region: 123-1010 (295 amino acids)
Source: RefSeq, a predicted model, not a curated record